CCAUCUACAUCUGCUUGCAUGAGAAUUCAGAAUUGAGAAGUUGGGCUCCAUCCAUCCCCUUCUGCAUGCAUGAGAAUUGAGAAGUUGGAUGCUACAGUAAUCAGAAAAGAUGAAAGUGUGGCUGCAGGAGAGGGAAAAUAGAGAUGGAAGCAAUUUUUCUUGUUGGAUUACUUUGCGUUUUGUUCAAUAAUGGAAUUGAAGUUGAUGCUUCACACUCAGAAUUCCAGAAUUUUCAAUCUCAUAAUCUAACAGUGCCAGAAACCCAACCUUACAGAACAUCUUAUCACUUCCAACCUCCAAAGAACUGGCUGAAUGAUCCUAAUGGGCCAAUGUUGUAUAAGGGAUUUUACCAUUUAUUCUAUCAAUACAAUCCAAAUGGUGCUUUGUUUGAUGCUGGUAUGGUAUGGGCACAUUCUGUAUCACAUGAUCUCAUCAACUGGAUUCAUCUCAAUCAUGCCCUUUACCCAACCGAACCGUUUGAUAUCAAAAGUUGCUGGUCCGGUUCUGUCACAAUUCUUCCAGGGAAUAAGCCUGCCAUUUUGUAUACUGGUAUCAAUGCCAAUGAUACACAGGUUCAGAAUUUGGCAAUGCCAAAGAAUCUAUCAGACCCAUUACUUAAAGAAUGGAUAAAAUUUUCACAAAAUCCUGUCAUCACUCCACCCACUGGUGUUGCAAAGGACGAUUUUAGAGAUCCAACAACUGCUUGGGUGGAUGCUGAAGGGAAAUGGAAUGUGAUUGUUGGGAGCUUGAUCAAUGAUCGAGGAAUGGCAAUCCUUUAUCAAAGUGAAGAUUUUGUUAACUGGAGAAUGUAUAAAGAUCCUCUUCAUUCAAAAGAAAAAACUGGAAUGUGGGAGUGUCCAGAUUUCUUUCCUGUGUCUAUUAACAGCACAAAUGGUGUGGACACUUCAGUCAUGAAUCCAAGUGUUAAGCAUGUAAUGAAGGCCAGCUUCAAUUCACAUGACUACUACAUCAUAGGCACUUAUGUCCCUGGGGUGCAAAAAUAUAUUCCUGACACUGAUUUUACAAGUACUAACACAGACUUGAGAUAUGACUAUGGAAAGUUUUAUGCUUCAAAGACAUUCUUUGAUAGUAUCAAGAACAGGAGGAUAUUAUGGGGCUGGGUAAACGAAUCGGACAGCAGUGAAGAUGAUGUUAGAAAAGGAUGGUCUGGACUUCAGUCAUUUCCUAGGCAAAUAUGGCUUGAUAGAAGUGGAAGCCAAUUAGUGCAGUGGCCAGUGGAAGAAAUCAAUAAACUACAUGACAAGCAAGUUAGCAUCCAGAAUAAGAAACUUGAUGGUGGAUCAGUGCUUGAAAUUCCAGGCAUAACUGCUUCACAGGCAGAUGCAGAGAUUGUGUUUGAAUUGCCAGAAUUAGAAGAGGCUGAGUUAUUGAAAUCUACCCCGGUCGAUCCCCAACAAAUGUGUACUGAUGCAAAUGCAUCAGUCAGAGGUAGACUGGGGCCAUUUGGUCUGUUAGCUUUAGCAACAGAGGACUUGACAGAGCAAACUGCAAUAUUCUUUAGAAUUUUUCGACACGAAAAUACAUAUAUAGUACUCAUGUGCAGUGAUCAAAGCAGGUCUUCUAUAAAAGAAAAUGUGGAUAAAACCACAUAUGGAGCUUUUGUGAAUAUAGAUCCCCAAAAUGAAAAGAUUUCAUUGAGAAGCUUGAUUGAUCACUCAAUCAUUGAGAGCUUUGGUGGGGAAGGAAGAACUUGUAUUACCAGUAGAGUUUAUCCUCAGUUAGCUGUUCAUAAAGAAGCUCACCUCUAUGUGUUUAACAAUGGAACUCAGAGCAUAACCAUCUCAAGAUUGAAAGCUUGGGGAAUGAGCAAAGCCCAGUUCAAUUACGAAGAAAGUUGCUUAAAUAAUGAGGCUCACAAUGGAGAAGGAUUGAGCUGUUUUGUGGGUAUGUUUGAGAAAUGAUGUGGUCAUUUGUGCUGAUCCACUGUCACCAUCCAGUUUAUUUACAUACUUAGCUAAUAAUUUAUUGAAUAAUAGAAUAUGAAACCUUUCAUGUACUUA
Molecule: messenger RNA, 2021 nt
Organism: Manihot esculenta (cassava)
Lineage: Eukaryota; Viridiplantae; Streptophyta; Magnoliopsida; Malpighiales; Euphorbiaceae
Product: beta-fructofuranosidase, insoluble isoenzyme CWINV6
Exons: 8
Coding region: 144-1922 (592 amino acids)
Biological process (GO): carbohydrate metabolic process
Molecular function (GO): hydrolase activity, hydrolyzing O-glycosyl compounds
Source: RefSeq, a predicted model, not a curated record